Molecule: messenger RNA, 2848 nt
Organism: Aspergillus versicolor CBS 583.65
Lineage: Eukaryota; Fungi; Ascomycota; Eurotiomycetes; Eurotiales; Aspergillaceae
Exons: 4
Coding region: 111-2561 (816 amino acids)
Biological process (GO): regulation of DNA-templated transcription; DNA-templated transcription
Molecular function (GO): DNA binding; zinc ion binding; DNA-binding transcription factor activity, RNA polymerase II-specific
Source: RefSeq, a predicted model, not a curated record
CAUCACCACCUGCCUGCACAGCUUGGUCAAACAGUAUAAAACGCCUUGAAUCAAUUAUAAGUCAUGAUUGCUUCCGGUUCCUUCAACCGCUCAGUUUGCCAUCCAGUAACAUGACGUCAUCUGCCGCUCAUACGUACCGGCGCGCACUCGCCCCCUUCCACCACGAUGGGCCUUUCAGACCGAGCCUGCCUCUCCCGAAGCGCACGAAGCGAUCAAGUGCCUGUACAGCGUGUAAGGCACGGAAGUCGAAGUGCAGCGGCGCGCAACCUUGCAAUAAAUGCAUCGAAGUCGGCAGCACGUGUAUAUUUGAUACAGGUCUCGAUAGACGCAGGAAAUAUGCCCAGAGACACGCUGAACAGGAGCUUACCUCGUUGCGUCGACUGAUCGACGAGAUUGUUGAUGCUUUUGAUACAGGCGACCUAGCACAGCUGGGCGAGCUUCUUUCGAAGGUACGGAGCAGCAGUCGCUCGAGCCAGGCCGAAAACCAAGAGCAUAAUCUGCCAAGUGAUGAGCAGAUCGGAACAGACUUCAAAGACAUGGUCAUGUUUGUCCCAGGCAAGGAUAAGAGGCGAGUCUCUGCCUCUUCGGACUCCUCUGCGUCUGUUGGAUCUCUCGACGAAGUCGACACACUGACUGAAGACCCAAACCGGAAUCUGGAAAGCCGGGCAGCCGGUUAUAUAGGCAAGGAGUCUGAGAUCGCAUGGAUGCAGAAGCUGGAGACUGAAGCCAGCAAGCUGAACAAUGAAUCGCACCAUCGAUCACCCCCUAUUGAAAAGUCUAUCAUGUCAAUGAGCUAUCACGUCGAUUAUCUUCAUAUAACAGACUCACUUCCUACCGAGCCACGGCUAUUACCCCCGAAACCAUGGGCAGCACGUCUUGUAAACAUCUUCUUUGAAUCAAUUGCUCCUUCUUUUCCGCUAAUUAAUAGGCCAUUAUUUGCAUCCCAGUUUAAUUACGCCUUCAUGAGCUCCGAAGAACCUACACGGAAGUGGCUUGCUGUUCUCAACCUUGUGCUCGCUAUAAGUUCAAAGUAUUACCAGCUAGCUGAUCCCGUUGCUGGCAAGGAUGUUGAUGACCGCAUGUUCCUUUCGAGAGCAAUCUCCCUCAGCACUUCUCACAAUCUGGCACUAGAGCAUGCAGACCUACAUCAAGUCCAGAUUGACCUCCUGCUCGCCAUUUAUUAUAUGGUCUCGGGCCAGGUAAAUAGAUCAUGGCAGGCCAACGGACGUGCUGCACGCUCCGCAACCUCCCUAGGACUCAAUCUACGUGCAUCAUGUGAUCAGAUAGACGCGGUUUCGAAAGAGACGCGAACCCGCAUUUGGUGGUGCAUCUUCCACCUUGAAUGUCUGCUCGCCGGCAUGACUGGACGUUCUUCAUGCGUUGACUACCGGUCUAUCUCCCUUUAUCCGUCCGUCCCGUACGACGAAAGCAUGUUCCAUCAGCCUGGCUUAGAGGACCUUCUUGGGGAUACUGUAUUGCGUGAAGAGCGACUCCAGUGGACUUUAUACGCCAGCGAUUCAGAGCUCCAGACGAGAAGCAGGUGGUUCCGGAAAAUCGGCUCUACCCAGGCCGUCUACUUCUUCCAUCUGGUCGACCUCUCUAUCAUCACCCAUGCCGCCGUCGCCGCUAUAUACAGCGUAACUGCCGCUAAAGAUGGCGGUCAAACAAAAAUUCCGUACUACCAAGGAAAACUCCAAACCUGGUUAUCAACCCUCCAGCCCCCUUUUGCAUUUACCGACAAUUACAAUAGCCCAUUAUUAUCCCGCGACCGCCGUGGCCAGGUCAGUCUGGCUCUAACCUAUUACAGUUCACAGAUAAUCCUCAGCCGGCCAUGUCUCAAUCGGCCAGGCAUGAAAGAAGGAACAAACAUCCGCUUCCCACGCUCGCGUUUCGGAAACGACACCGCAAGAACAUGUGUCCAGUCCUCUCUCGCCCUCAUUUCCGUACUCCCUGACCAACCAAGUACAGAAUGGGCCCUCAAAAUGACCCCCUGGUGGUCCAUCCUCCAUUUUAUCAUGCAAGCCCUGACGAUCCUCCUCAUCCAACUCUCUAUCGGGCCGGUACCAUUCCUUACCAAUAACGGAGAAGAAGUCGGUCAGGGUGGUAGUGAUGCCGAAAUUGCGGCAACCGAGGACCGAACUCAUGUGACCAUACUGUCCGCGUCCAAAAAGGCUCUCCGUUGGCUACACACACUAGCUAAGGAUGACCCCUCCUCGCGCCGCGCUUUCCAGAUCAGCGAUGGUUUCAUCCGUCGCAUCGGCCGCGCCAAGGGACUAGAUCUCGCUGGGAUUCCCUCUGCCGCGGAGUUAUUAGGGAAAGCGCCAUCGGCAUUUAGUUCAGGCAAUUCGUAUCCCUGGAUAGAGUCGCCGCUUUCGGCGAGCUCAUCGAGUCGGCACCAGAGUGGAGAACGGGCUGCGAGUGAGAGCGGAAGGGGAAGUCGCACGACAAGGAUGCAGAAUAUGAUGAACUGGGGACCUGAUUGUACAGUUUGUGAGGAAGAGUAUGAACGUCAGCACCAACCGUUCGCCCUCGAUCCGGCGUUAUUCUCGGCUGAUAUGUAACGUAAUAUGCUUGUUAUCAACAAUGCUGUGUAGUUCGAGCUUCGGUCUGUCAUCCGUUGGUAGAUUAUAAUUGCAAGUAGGUCUCGUUCGUUGGGCUACACCACGAAGACAGAAGAUACGUACAAUGGGGGAGUCAAAUCUCAUCUACGCCCGAAACAAAGCUGAAUACCACUGGCAGUCAUAGCUGAGGAAAUCAGUUCAAAAGCCCAUUCAAUAGAAUUCGGACUGAUUGUCUAUUAAUGGGACAAGCAUCAGAUUUUCGUUUCAAGAAACCUGUCCCAUGCUCG